Molecule: messenger RNA, 2409 nt
Organism: Yamadazyma jaroonii
Lineage: Eukaryota; Fungi; Ascomycota; Pichiomycetes; Serinales; Debaryomycetaceae
Source: the annotation of a GenBank genome assembly
AUGAUGACUAAGAAGAGACAAAGAAGGAGUUACAGUUGUGGUCCAUGUAAGAUGUUAAAGAUUAAAUGUGAUUUACAAAUGCCAUGCUCAAGUUGUCAAAAAUUUAAGAGAGAGGAUAAAUGUCGAUUAAAUCCCCCUAAUCCACCAAAUAAAGAUGAGUUAAAAUUAAUUCAAGAAAGACGUGAAAGGAUCAAUAAAAGGAAAACUGAUGUAUCUGAAGUUAAUAGUGAACCAGUUUUAUCUUAUACUUUGAUGCAUAUGAAACCUUUACAGAGUCAUCAAACACCAGGUCAAAUGCUGAAUCAAUUACCAAGUCAUCAAUUACAAAAUCCACCCAUGAUGGUUGGUGGUGGACAAUUCACUCAAAUACCACUUCCUUUACCAAACCAAUUACCUCCUUUAGGUGGGCAAUAUGGUCAUCAAGGUCAAUACACUAAUCAAUUACCUCCGAUUCAUCAGUCGCUCCAAAUGACCAAUCCUCCAAAUAUUUAUCAAUAUUUACCCGUAAGUGUCAGUACUCCGUUGAUUGGAGGUGAUGAAAAGGAUAAACAGGCAAUCAUUGACUUCUUUGCUGGUCAUAAUAUGGAAUUUUCUUUCAAAGAAGAUUCUUUUAAUCCGUUCAAAGUUCAUAUCUUAGAAAACGGGAAAUCUGUUUUCCAUGAUGAUAUUGAAGCUGAGAAGACUUCAAUGAUUAAAUUGACCAAAGAAGAAGUUCGUAAAUUUCGUGAAAUUUUCCCUUCUAAUGGUCAUUUCUUAAAACUUCUCUUGAGUUACUUUUCAUGCUUUUACACUGAUUUACUUGAAUUGAUCGAUAUACCUUUGAUCAUAAGAUGGUCAAUCAAAUUAAGUAAUGACAUUGCUAAUUCCAACGAGGAAGAGAUUUAUAUUGAAUUGUUUGGUUUUAGAUGUUUAUCUUUAGCGUUGAUUAUUUCAGCUCUUGGUUUAUUGGCUAAUCCUAAGUUAUGUUACAGUGGUGAGUCCUCUCAUGAAAAGCUUGCUAGGGAAUGUAUAGCUUUCAGUAAGGAAUUACGUGAUAGGUGUAAAAACAUUGAUAGUUUUUUGGGUAUUACAUGUAUGCUUGUUUGGUAUUUAACAGCAGAAAAUUAUUAUGAAUAUUCUAAUAACUGUGAAGAGAAUCAUUUCGAGUACAAUAAUUUACUUUCCAACUUAUUAUUCAAUAAAACUUACAUGGGUGUAUUGUCGAAUAAGCAAAUUUGCUCUACAAAGAUGUCAGAUGCUGAUAGUUUCAAAAUCAAAUUAAUCUUAAGAUAUUGGAUGAGAAUUCGAACCAUUGAAUUGGACAUCUUAUAUUUCCAAUAUAAGUCAUCGUUAUUACAACUGAAUCUUCAAUAUAAAAAUGCCAUCAUACCAUCAGCUGAUAUUUUAAGUUUCGUUUAUGAUAAUGAUUUGACGGGGAUAAGAAAUGAAUGUCAGAGAUAUACUUUGGUUUUGUCGGGAGCUUAUUUCAAGCAAUUCAAUGCUAAUGUAGGUAAUGAUUUCAAAACUGUAGUUAAGACUUAUUUAUCGGUUUAUGACGAAUUCUAUAAGAAAUCGGGAGAUGAGUUUGUUAAAGCUGAAUCAAAUUUCAAUAGUUGCACUAAAGAAAAUGUAGUAUCAUUUUUGAAAAAUACUAUUGUUAAUACUAUUUUUGUGAAAUGGUUAAGUUUCAUAAAAAUUGAACUGAAUUAUUUCCCUUCUUUGAGGUACACUUCCUAUAUUACCACGAUUAUAAGUUUACAUAAUCAUUACAUGAGAUUGGAUAAUAUAUUAGCAAAAGAUGGAGGUAAUCUAUUGAAUUCGGUGCUCAAUGAAUCCAAUGUUUAUCAUCUUAGAUUCAUUGUGCACAGUACCGUAGUAGCACAAGUAUUUUUGAUUUGUUUCAAAUUGAAAUAUGAUUUGAAUGAUGAUAAGAAAUAUGUGCUUGAUUUAAAACAGUUGUUCAAUAUAAUGAAUGGAAAUUUCAGUAGGUUUUUCACCAAAUUUAUCAAAGAUUUUAAGAAUUCAAGGUUAGUACAUCUUACUAGUUUCAACCAAUCAAUAGAAAUGCUUAUCAAGUUGAACAAUUUUUUCAAUAACACAGUCUACAAUAGUGAACUUAUAUUGGAUGAUUUCUGUAGGGAUUUGAAUAACAAAUUACUUGACUUAUAUAAACCAUUCAUUGAUAAUUUCUUUGGAUGUACAGAGACCAUGUUGAACUAUAUAACGAGAAUAUGGGAAUUCUUCGAAUAUAUUCAACAAUGUGAUCCUCAGACAAAGAUUCUCAUCACUGAAGAUUUAGAAAUGAAUGAUGAAUUAUUCCUCAGAUACAAAGAUAAAUUCAAUGGGUUUGAAAUCACUGACACAGUUAUCAAUGGUUACAUAGAGGCAGUUGUAGAACCAUCAUUAAGUGAAGAAGAACACGAUUUUUAA